Messenger RNA from Laccaria bicolor S238N-H82, 2781 nucleotides. RefSeq lists its product as uncharacterized. The coding region runs from base 1 to 2703 and encodes 900 amino acids. The record is from RefSeq and is a predicted model, not a curated record. Lineage: Eukaryota; Fungi; Basidiomycota; Agaricomycetes; Agaricales; Hydnangiaceae. The transcript has 6 exons.
AUGUCGAAGCGACUCUCAGAUUCAGAAGCUUUCAGUCCACACCCCAAGAGACAGCUCCUGUCUUCUGAUAACUUUGCUGAUCAUGAGCGGGAAAAAAACUUAUUUACAAUUGCGUAUGACGUAUUCAAUUUAGGGGAGGAAAUUGGCAACGAGAAAGCGGCAAUUAUUAUCUCCUGGAUAAUGGAGAAGAGUGGAGACUUCAGAUGCAAAUUCCAGGGCCUCGGCGAACUUGAGAAAGUCGUCUCUGCACAUCCUGAGCUGAUCAUCUCUUUACGGUCAGCCUGGGAGGCACGCAGGCUCCAACCUCUCCUCGACUCUCCACUGCUGAACUUUGUGGAUAAUGCUGUGGCGCCUGAGGGGCUGAAUGUCGUUCGUCCUCGUGGUAAUAAGGAAGAACAAGAAUGGGCCACACAGAAAUCUUGGGAAUACCGAUACAAGGGCAAUGCUGCAAUUGGUCUUUGGGCCCACAUCAAGGUUAACUACAACAGAAAAAGUGCACCCCAAGUCUACGCCAAUUAUGCCUCCAUAGUCCAGUCCUCUGGUAUGGGGAAGUCGAGGAUGACGGACGAACUGGCGAAGACAUGUUUCGUCAUUACCAUGAACCUUCGUGGGAUGCACACAACUGGUUAUCCACCUGCAGACGGUGCACUCAGAGAUUACUUAACCUCGGUGUCAUCCAAGAACGAAGCCUUUGAUCGCGCUGACAAGUUCUUCGAAGCACUUUUUACUCACACCCUGGAAACCCUUAAGCAGGAGGAGUAUGAGGGGUGUGAUUACAGUAAUGUUGCAAGUAAAUUCAGAAAGCGCAUGACGGAGGGACAAACAAUGCAGUCCCACAAUCAAUAUCACAAACAAUUCUACCAGGAAGUUAUUUACAAGGCAUCUCAACUAAAAAGAGAUCCCCCACAAGAUGAAAUACCACCCCAACAUUUGGAUACGCAUGAAGAUACCUAUGUCGCAGUUUGUAUAGCGACAGAUAUCUCUUCCCAGAGCGCAUCUGCAGAGCCUGCUGAGAUGGCUCGUACCCACUCCCAACCUACCCCUGCCAAGUUGGCACUCACUGCAGAGCCUGCUGAGAUGGCUCGUACCAACUCCCAACCUACCCCUGCCAAGUUGGCACUCACGCUGCUCUGCGAUUUCUUAAAGAAGCUGUACAUCAGACCUGAUGGAGAGAACGCAGACGAAGUACCUUUAAUCAUACUGGCGUUCGAUGAAGCGCAUACCAUUGCAGAGCGGAAGGGUUCUGAGAAUGAAGAACAGUGGUCUGUCAUUUAUCAAGUGCGGCAACUCCUCCGAUCAUUUCGCACCCUUUCUGUAUUCUCGCUUUUCCUUUCAACAACUGGGAAGAUCUCCGAAUUCACACCAGCGGCGGAGUAUGAUCUUUCAAAACGCAUAAUCAAGGGCGACUUGAUUCCGGGUCAGCCACUCACAGAUCUGGGAUUUGAUCCUUUCGCUCACAAAAUCAGCCUUAAUGGGGAUUGGAACCUUGAGUGUUUGACGUCUCCUGGGCAUAUCUGCUCCAUGGGUCGGCCCCUAUUUGCAACCCGAUGGCAAGCGGGUUCAGAUGAUGUCAAGCGUGACAUUCUCAUUUUUGCUGCUGCAAAACUCAUGGCAGAAGAAUUUGUAAAAAAGUUUUCAGAUGAUCAAAAACUAGCAUGCCUGGCUCAGCGAAUUCCACUCGAAUUCCAGUCUACCAACUACAUUGAGCAGUCGAACGAGAGAAAACAAGUCGAAGGGCACAUGCGCGUGUGCCUCAAAAUCGAUGGAGCCUGUCAGACAAUGACGACAGCAUCUUCCUCUGAACCGAUAUUGUCAGAGGCUGCUUACUUUCUCAUGACGCGGGAUCAUUCAUUCAAUGCAGCAGAUGCACUGAAGUCGGUGAUGGAGGGCUUUGCGAUCUCGAAAGGAGAUCGCGGGGAGUUUUUAGUUCUAUUACUUCUAACUCUUGCGCGAGAUGCAACAGUCGGCCCUCCCAGCAUUUACGGCAACCCAGAGAAAGGAAACCGCUUCUUCAGCCUGGCUGAUUUCUUUUUGGGGGGGCUUUUCAAUUGCUCUGAAAAAUCUGCUCAAGAACUACACAAGCUUGCAAGCGAUUUUCCCCAAGCAAAAAUGCAUUUUUCACAUUUCGUCAAGGUGCACGAAUUCAAGGCUAUUGACCUCACCUCCCUCUUGUUAUUGAUAGGUCGAGGAGCAGGAGUCUUAUGCGCGAACAACCAAAAUGGUGUUGACAUUAUCAAUGCCUUCCUAAAGAACGGUACAAAAUUGGAGAUUGGGAAUGCAGGACUAGUUCUCAUUCAAGUCAAAAAUGAUUCAGCGUACGGUACCCAACCUCAACAGGAAUUGUUCGAUGCCAUGAAUCCUCACGACCUCAAUAUUCUGGAGGACAAAGGGUGCGCUGUACCCAUAAUAAAGAUUGUCUUUGCUUUGGCAGCAAAGAAGCCUUUGCUCAAAGUUGUCCGCAAGAAUGCAUCUGCAAGUUACCGGGCUGUCAUCUAUGAGAUCUGGUGUGCUGGUCUCUCCCCGGACGUUUUAUUACCUAUCAAAGAAAAGGGUGUUUGGGAAGCGCUCUUGCAGGCAUCUUAUGGUUGGAAGUCGUUAUAUGAAACUCCUUUAGAUAUAGCCAAGAAACUUCGACAAUCUGCCACUCCUGGUGCUGCACGAGAGAAUGGACAUUAUUCUUGUUGGGCGACAAGGGAAUGCUGAAGACCAGUUCAAGUCUUGUUCUUUGUCCAAGCUUAUACAAUGUGACCUCUUGUAGCGUAAAUUAACGGUGUUUACUUG